Messenger RNA from Pogoniulus pusillus (Red-fronted tinkerbird), 968 nucleotides. Its product is annotated as T cell receptor gamma constant 1. Bases 1 to 906 code for a protein of 301 amino acids. The transcript is spliced from 6 exons. The record is from RefSeq and is a predicted model, not a curated record. NCBI's taxonomy places the organism in Eukaryota, Metazoa, Chordata, Aves, Piciformes, Lybiidae.
AUGCUGCUGCUGACAGCACUCAUAGCCACAGCCUCUUGGUCAUCUGGAUUUGCACAAGAAAUUCCUGUGCAGAGCCCCAUAUCCAUCACCAAGUUCCGAAAAAGCGCACGGAUGACCUGUGAACUUCAGGCAGUGUCAAGCUUGGACAGCUCUGUCCUACACUGGUAUCGACAGAAGGAGGGUGAAGCUCCAGUGCGGAUGCUGUACUUUGCAGAUGAGAUAGCUUCUGUUGAAAGUGCCUUUCAAGCAGAUAGGUACAUGGUUGAAAACGUUCCUGGACGGAGCCGGUGUGUUCUUACAAUAAGCAAUGUAGUUCCUGAGGACGCUGCUACUUACUACUGUGCCUACUGGGACCGCACUUACCACAAGGUGUUUGGCUCCAGUACAAAACUCAUUGUGGCAGACCAAGGAAAUUCUCCACCAGUAAACUCUGAAAUCCUGCAGAAGAAACAUGAUGAUCAGAUAACAUAUGUUUGCCUUAUUGAGAAGUUCUACCCAGAAGUUAUCCGGGUGGAAUGGACCGAUGGGGAAAAUAAGAAGGUAACAGACAACACGGUAAAUGGACACCCUUGGAAGCACCCAAAAGAGGAUAAAUACUCAAUCAGCAGCUGGAUAACUGUGCCAGCAGAGACCAAAGACAAGAACUACUACUGCAAAUAUAAGCAUGAAAGCCAGGAGCGUUCACUGUCAACGGCAGUGGGUUCUUCAGAAACCACCCCUCAGGAAGGAGACUGCCUCACGUAUCCUGGAAACAGCACUGUUUUUUAUGGAGAUCACUUAAUGCACAGGGCAGCAUUUUUAGUGUACAUCAUCCUUCUUCUGAAGAGCUCCAUGUACUAUCUCAUCGUACUCUUCUUCAUCUAUAGAAUGUGGGCUCCAACCAAGCACCAAGGAAAGAAAGCAUAAAUGCCAGUUUAGGCUUACAAAAUCAUUUCCAGUUUGCUUUGAAUAUAUCUCCCCUGCUUUCA